Adineta steineri is the source of this 1056-nucleotide messenger RNA. NCBI's taxonomy places the organism in Eukaryota, Metazoa, Rotifera, Eurotatoria, Adinetida, Adinetidae. The record is from the annotation of a GenBank genome assembly.
AUGGCAAACAAUAAUCAAGUAAAUACAGAUACUGAUCCAGAAAAUAAAAUUCUUUUAGAACCAUAUGAAUACAUUCGUACAAUACCUGGAAAAGGAAUUCGACCAAAAUUAAUUAAAGCAUUUAAUUUUUGGUUACAUAUACCUGAUGAUAAAUUAAAUGUAAUCGAAGAACUUGUUGAAAUGCUUCAUAAUGCAUCUUUACUUAUUGAUGAUAUCCAAGAUAAUUCAAAAUUACGCCGUGGUGUACCUGUUGCUCAUAACAUCUAUGGUGUUCCAUUAACAAUAAAUGCAGCUAAUUAUAUCUAUUUCUUAGCUAUGCAAAAAGCUACUGUCCUACAACAUCCUGAUGUAACACAAAUUUUUAUUGAUCAAAUGUUAGAAUUACAUCAUGGACAAGGUAUGGAAAUUUGGUGGCGUGAUAAUUUUGUUUCUCCAUCGGAAGAUGAAUAUCGUCAAAUGAUUAUACGAAAAUGUGGUGGCCUAUUUAAUUUAGGUGUACGUCUUAUGCAAUUAUUUGCACCUAUUGAAAUACGUAAUACAUAUAAAUUUAAUAAUUUAUGUCAAUUAUUAUCUUUACUUUUUCAAAUACGUGAUGAUUAUUGUAAUUUAAUGUCAAAAGAAUAUGCAAAUAAUAAAUCCUAUUGUGAAGAUUUAACUGAAGGAAAAUUUUCAUUUCCAAUUUUACAUGCUGUUAAUACACGUGAAACCGAUACACGUAUUAUACAUAUACUUAAACAACGUACAGAAGAUAUUGAAUUAAAACGUUAUUGUGUUAAAUUAUUACAUGAAUUUGGUUCAAUUGAAUAUACACGUCAAAUAUGUGAAGAUUUAGCUAAACAAACAUAUGAUGAAAUUGAUGCAUUAGGUGGAAAUAUUUAUUUAGAAAAAAUUGUUCAAACUUUAAUGGAAGUAUUUCAUGAUGAUAAUGAUAGUGGAAAUGGACAAGAUCUUGAAACCAGCGAUAAAUAUAUUGUUGAUCAUAAAGUUAAACUUGAACAAAAUAAUAGAAAUUAUAAUAAGAUGACAUCGAAUAUCAAUGGUCGAUAUCAUACAUAA